AUAAGAUGCAAAGCAUACAACAUCAAUUUCAGCAUGAUGACUACAAUAAGACUAUUUGGCAAUAACAUCACAGUCAUGAGGUUAUUUGGAGUACAGUUUUCGCCAUUGAACAAUAAUAACAUGCAGCAGCAGCAGCAGCGCGACGAUAGAGUUAUGGAUAUGCCAGAUUUGCUUCCACCAAGCUUGCGUUUGAAUAUUGAGUCUGUCCGAGGGAGUGAAUCGGUUUACAUGGGCCGGAAAUACUUGGAGAAUUCGGACACCAACUUGAGCUUGAGCCGCUUUCUUAUUCCAGCUGAGUGCGCCACAAACUUGCUCCAACACAUGACUGAGUCGGAGAGAGAAAAGAUACAAAGCGACGAUGAUAGAGGGAUUGACAUUAGUGUAAUGGAUCCAAAAGGUGAUUUACAUGACAUGAAGUUUACUGAAUGGAAGAGCUUGAAGAGACUUGUGUUUAACAGAGGAUGGAAUAAACUUGUCGAAAAUAACCAACUACAUAAAGGAGAUUUACUCAGCCUCUGGCACUACAGAAGCUUUAAUAAUAAGCCUUGUUUUGCUGUAAAUAUCAUUCCCAAGCCUAAACAAUAAACCUUGUUUUGCUGUAAAUAUCAUUACCUCCUAGGGAUUUUCUUUUUAUAAUAUUUUAUUUUCAUCUAAUUGUUCUGUUCAUAUCAUCCACAUCUUACUCUAUUUUUUUGCAAGUUCAAACUAUUCUAAUCAUAAUACUCGAAUUUUUUAAUUACAUUCUACCUCUCACUCUUUGAAAUUUGA
Solanum pennellii is the source of this 768-nucleotide messenger RNA. RefSeq names its product putative B3 domain-containing protein At5g35780. Gene Ontology annotation, molecular function: DNA binding. NCBI's taxonomy places the organism in Eukaryota, Viridiplantae, Streptophyta, Magnoliopsida, Solanales, Solanaceae. The transcript has a single exon. Bases 34 to 585 code for a protein of 183 amino acids. The record is from RefSeq and is a predicted model, not a curated record.